AUGGAACGACUUCCAACAAAAUCCACUGAAAGAAGUUCCACUGUUAGAUCUGUCUCCCUUGAUCGUCGACAAGAACGAAGUCCUGAACGUCUGUCUCGAGGAUCCUCUGAAAGGAGGUUACUUGCUAGGUCUUUGGAACAAGAUCGUCGCCAGGAACGGAAUGUGGAGCGACUUUCUAGGGAUGUGUCUGAAAGACGAUCCACUUCUAGGUCUGUCUCCUUGAAUCGUCGACAAGAACGAAGUGCUGAACGUCUGUCUCGAGAAUCCUCUGAAAGGAGCUUACUUGCUAGGUCUUUGGAACAAGAUCGUCGCCAGGAAAGGAAUGUGGAGCGACUUUCUGGGGAUGACUCUGAAAGACGAUCCACUUCUAGGUCUGUCUCCCAGAAUCGUCGACAAGAACGAAGUCCUGAACGUCUGUCUCGAGAAUCCUCUGAAAGGAGGUUACUUGCUAGGUCUUUGGAACAAGAUCGUCACCAGGAAUGGAAUGUGGAGCGACUUUCUAGGGAUGACUCUGAAAUACGAUCCACUUCUAGGUCUGUCUCCUUGAAUCGUCGACAAGAACGAAGUGCUGAACGUCUGUCUCGAGAAUCAUCUGAAAGGAGGUUACUUGCUAGGUCUUUGGAACAAGAUCGUCGCCAGGAACGGGCUAUGGAACGACUUCCAACAAAAUCCUCUGAAAGACGUUCCACUGUUAGAUCUGUCUCCCUUGAUCGUCGGCAAGAACGAAGUCCUGAACGUCUGUCUCGAGGAUCCUCUGAAAGGAUGUUACUUGCUAGGUCUUUGGAACAAGAUCGUCGCCAGGAAAGGAAUGUGGAGCGACUUUCUAGGGAUGACUCUGAAAGACGAUCCACUUCUAGGUCUGUCUCCCAGAAUCGUCGACAAGAACGAAGUCCUGAACGUCUGUCUCGAGGAUCCUCUGAAAGGAGGUUACUUGCUAGGUCUUUGGAACAAGAUCGUCGCCAGGAACGGACUAUGGAACGACUUCCAACGAAAUCCUCCGAAAGACGUUCCAGUGUUAGAUCUGUCUCCCUCGAUCGUCAGCAAGAACGAAGUGCUGAGCGCCUGUCUGGAGAAUCCUCAGAAAGGAGGUUACUUGCUAGGUCUUUGGAACAAGGUCAUCGUCAGGAACGGACUAUGGAACGACUUCCAACGAAAUGCUCUGAAAGACGUCCCAGUGUUAGAUCUGUCUCCCUCGAUCGUCGGCAAGAACAAAGAGCUGAGCGCCUGUCUCGAGAAUCCUCUGAACGGAGGUUACUUGCUAGGUCUUUGGAACAAGAUCGUCGCCAGGAACGGAAUGUGGAGCGACUUUCUAGGGAUGACUCUGAAAGACGAUCCACUUCUAGGUCUGUCUCCUUGAAUCGUCGACAAGAACGAAGUGCUGAACGUCUGUCUCGAGAAUCCUCUGAAAGGAGCUUACUUGCUAGGUCUUUGGAACAAGAUCGACGCCUGGAACGGAAUGUGGAAAUAAUUUCUCGGGAUGACUCUGGAAGGCGAUCCACUUCUAGGUAUGUCUCCCUGGAUCGUCGACAAGAACGAAGUGCUGAGCGCCUGUCUCGAGAAUCCUCUGAAAGGAGGUUACUUGCUAGGUCUUUGGCACAAGAUGGUCGCCAGGAACGGAAUGUGGAGCGACUUUCUAGGGAUGACUCUGAAAGACAAUCCAGUUCUAGGUCUGUCUCCAGGAAUCGUCGACAUGAACGAAUUUCUGAACGUCUGUCACGAGAAUCCUCUGAAAGGAGAUUACUUGCUAGGUAUUUGGAACAAUAUCGUCGCCAGGAACGGACUAUGGAACGACUACCAACAAAAUCCUCUGAAAGACGUUCCACUGUUAGAUCUAUCUCCCUGGAUCGUCGGCAAGAACCAAGUGCUGAGCGCCUGUCUCGAGAAUCCUCUGAAAGGAGGUUACUUGCUAGGUCUUUGGAACAAGAUCGUCGCCAGGUGCGGAAUAUGGAACUAGUUUCUAGGGCUGCCUCUGAAAUACGUUCUGCUGUUAUAUCUGCCUCCUUGGGUCGUCGACAAGAAGGAAGUGCUGAUCGUCUGGCUGGAGAAUCCUCUAAGAGAAGGUUACUUGCUAGAUCUUUGGCACAAGAUCGUCGCCAGGAACGGAAUAUGGAACGACUUUCUAGGGGUGGCUCUGAAAAACAAUCGACUUUUAGGUCUGUCUCCCUGGACCGUUGGCAUGAACGAAGUGCUGAGUAUCGUUCUCGAGAGUCGUAUGAAAGGAGUCUACUUGUGACAUCUUUGGAGCUAGAUUUUCGCCAUGUACGAAAAAUGCAACAGCUCUCAAAGGAUACUUCAGAGAGGCUAUCAACUACCAGAUCUGUCUCCCUGGAUCUUCGGCAAGAACGAAGAGCUGAACGUUUGUCUCGUGAGUCCUCUAGUAGGCACUCACUUGCCUGGUCUUCAUUGCUGGAUCGUCGCCAAGAGCGUAAUAUUGUGGUACACGCUGAAGAUUCUUCUGGGAAGCAUCGUUAUCAAUGGACUGCAGUUCGUUUGUCGAGAGACAUCUCACACAAGCGAUCAGUAAUUAAAUCUGAUCUAAUCAGUCUUAGUCAGCGGCGGAACGUGGAUCUGCUUCGGAAGCAAUCUCUUGUUAGACUAGCAACGUCUCUGCCUCUUUCGGGAGAUCGACUAAGUCGUCGUCUGCAGAAGGAGCUAACGCUGAGCUCUGGGCGACGACUCACGAGUUCCUCCUUAUUUAUGGAUAGAAGAACAGAUGCUGCUUCUGUUAUGAGUUAUUUACCAGCUGGUCGACAGAACCAGGCGGGCGACAUUGACGGAUCAGCAGUUUCAGACACCAGGAGUACCGCUGAUAAUACACGGGCAGCCGCCAUAUUCCUACCAAAGACUGAGUCCUUCAGCUGGGGACGCUUACCGCUCGACAUUAACCUCUGGAUCGCCACUAUCGUGUUAAUCCUGAUUCAAUGGAUGGACCACUCGCAGAAAGGGGUGCAGAGACACUGGAGUGUGGACGAAUCCGCGAGCGAGGCUUCGUCUGGGAAGAUGAACUGGGACGGAGUUGGCAGGAGCCUGUGGCAGCUGGCCGGGGGCGGCACCGCCUCCGCGCUGUCCGCCGCCUGAGCCGCCCCCGACGCCACCUCUCCGCCCCCCGACGCCGCCUCCCGCCUCGCCGCUAGUCGCCGCCAGCCGAGCCGUAGUGCAGACCCCAGCCGACGCUUCUAGGGACCACACUCGUAUACAAAGACGAGAAUAAAUUAUUUUUCUCUCAGGAAAAAAAACAAAAUAUUUUUAUUUCGAGGAUAAAGUGUCUGUUCACUGAUUUGUAACGUCAGACUUUUAUCGAUCUGUUACUGUGUUAAUCGACAAUGUAUUUUACAGUUCGUUGUAGUGUAGAACCAAGAAACGUAGUUAAUAUUCAGAUUACGAGUAGUUCGUGUAACGCUAGCUAGAACAUUCCUGUAUAUUCCACCUGUAUACUGCUGUGACAAAUUCUCCUGUACCUGUCAUGUGGUAAAUACGACAACAUUAAACGGUA
Molecule: messenger RNA, 3493 nt
Organism: Schistocerca nitens (vagrant locust)
Lineage: Eukaryota; Metazoa; Arthropoda; Insecta; Orthoptera; Acrididae
Product: trichohyalin-like
Exons: 6
Coding region: 1-3078 (1025 amino acids)
Source: RefSeq, a predicted model, not a curated record